AUGAGGCGGCCUGGUGCAGCACAUUCAUUUGCCUGGAGACAUCACAAACGAGAGAUUCAGCUGGGUUCCAGGAAACUACUCACAAAGAUGCUGAAAACUGGUCGACGGCCCACAACCGAUUUUGGCCUUCUUGGGGCUCAUCAGCGACUGAAACAUGAGGCGGCGUGCUGCAGCACAUUCAGUUGCCUGAGAACAUCACAAACGAGAGAUUCAGGUGGGUUCCAGAAAUCAUUUUCACAAAGGAAACUACCUACAAGGUUGCUGAAGACUCUUAGACAAAGAGUUUGUUCUUCAAUUACUCAACAAACCUUCGCCCUUAUUGGGGCUCAUCAGGUAGGCGCAGUCCCCGACUUCUACAUGAACCCAAAUUGGACUGAUUCAGAUAAAUACACUCAUUUGCCUAGCAAUUUGGUUUUCACGGGAGACUCAACUGAAUCGCUCGAGUAUGAUAUUCUACAACAGAAUAUGCUGUACAAAGGCCAUCAAUUUGGGUUCAACUAG
This is a messenger RNA of Opisthorchis viverrini, 501 nucleotides long. RefSeq lists its product as hypothetical. The transcript has 4 exons. The coding region runs from base 1 to 501 and encodes 166 amino acids. The record is from RefSeq and is a predicted model, not a curated record. Lineage: Eukaryota; Metazoa; Platyhelminthes; Trematoda; Opisthorchiida; Opisthorchiidae.